GUGAGGCGUACGAGGAGCCCAGGCUGACUUGCUGGUAUGGAGAGUUGCCCUACACAUACGCCCGCUCCACCAUGGCUGCUAACACACAGUGGCAUCCAUUGCUAUUAACCCUUCGCAAUGCAGUAGAGCAGGCAAGUGGACACAGCUUCAACUCACUGCUGUGUAACCUGUAUCGGGACGGCCAUGACAGCAUUGGCUGGCACAGUGACGACGAGGCCUCAUUGGGUAACAAGCCCACCAUCGCCUCGCUCAGUCUCGGCGACACCAGAGUGUUCAGCCUCCGCAAACAGCCUCCACCGGAGGACAAUGGUGACUACACUUAUGUGGAGCGGAUUCGGGUUCCUCUGAGUCACGGGACGCUUCUGCUGAUGGAAGGAGCCACACAAGAUGAUUGGCAGGUAGGCAUCAACAAUCAAAUACAAAAAAAGCCUUCG
Messenger RNA from Plectropomus leopardus (leopard coralgrouper), 434 nucleotides. NCBI's taxonomy places the organism in Eukaryota, Metazoa, Chordata, Actinopteri, Perciformes, Serranidae. The record is from RefSeq and is a predicted model, not a curated record.